AUGGAAGACAGAGUGUUGAAAUCUACUUUGCCACUGGAAAUUAAGGAAAAAAUAUUGAAAGAUAUUAAAAUAAUCACUGGGUUAAAUACUAAGGAAAUAAUGAGAAAGAUUGCUAACUCCCCGGUUGAUUCAACCAUUGGUGAGGUGGCUAUUAAAGACCAGUCAAAAGACCUCAGACAAAAAGGCGAAGUUUACCAAAAAUUAUCGGAAGAAGUUAAAAAACAACAGGACAAAAUAAGCAACUUCAAAGAAAAAAGCGGGCGAUGCCAGGACUGUCAAAAAUAUUGUGACGAGCAUGAAAAGCAAACUCAAAAAGCAAUGGCUGAGCAUGAGAAAUGUAAACACUGUCAUAAAUAUGAUAAACAAAUUGAACAAUCUAAAGCAAAAGUGGAGGAAAUUAAGGAAAAGUUAGAAAAUUUAAAGAAAACCAAGCCAGGGGCCACGAAAGAAAUUCAAAAAUUAACUACUGAUUUAGAAAGUAAAAAAGAGCAAAGUGAAAUUCUUCGCCACCAAGCCCUCGAAAUUCUUAUGGAAAAGAGGAACAAAGAGGGCUAUACUACCCUUCAAGAGAAAUUGCAGAAGUUAGAAAGAGAUUAUUUUUCCACCAAAGAAAGGUUAAAGAUGUAUGCCCAAAUUGGUUUAUUAAAGAAGAAAAUGGUAGAAAUGAAUGAAGAGGAUGAUAAGAUUAUUACCUAUCGUCUUCUGGAAACUGGGGAAGAUAAAACUAUCCAAUUGACUAGUGGGGAAACUGACCCCGAUCAGGGAAAAAUUUCUUGCCUUAGUCCGCUAGGAAUGGCCCUUAAUAAUAAAAAG
Messenger RNA from Paraglomus occultum, 813 nucleotides. The record is from the annotation of a GenBank genome assembly. Lineage: Eukaryota; Fungi; Glomeromycota; Glomeromycetes; Paraglomerales; Paraglomeraceae.